CCCCGAUGCGCGCAUCAUGUCGAGGCGCAAGCAGGCGAAACCCCAGCACAUCAACUCGGAGGAAGACCGGGGCGCGCAGCAGCAGCCGAGCCCCGACUUUGCAGAUGCGGCGGCGGGGGAGCCGGGUGCAACGAACCUGCCAGGAAAUGAUGAAGGAGCCAUAGGGGACAAAGCCCCAUUGAAGCGGCCCCGGAGGGAGGAGACUCACAUCUGUGAGAAGUGCUGUGCUGAGUUCUUCAGCCUCUCUGAGUUCGUGGAACACAAGAAAUCUUGCACUAAGAAUCCUCCUGUCCUCAUCAUGAACGACAGUGAGGGGCCGGUGCCUUCAGACGACUUCUCCAGAGCUGUCCUGAGCCACCAGCCACCCAGCCCAAACAGUAAGGACACUCUUAGGGACAGCACUGGCAGCUCCGGAGACUCGAAGGAGAAGCCUGCCACCGAGCCUGUCCUGUACUUGAAGACAGAGCCUGCCUUACCACCCAUCCCCCAGGACAUAAGCUAUUUACCCAAAGGCAAAGUGACCAACACCAAUGUGACUCUGCAGGCACUCCGUGGCACCAAGGUGGCUGUGAACCAGCGGAGUGCGGAGGUCCCUCCGGUGCCAGUGCCCGCUGUCCACAGCAUCCCGUGGGUCCUGGAACAGAUCCUAUGUCUGCAACAGCAGCAGCUACAGCAGAUUCAGCUCACAGAGCAGAUCCGGGUCCAGGUGAACAUGUGGGCCACCCAUGCCCUCCACUCUGGUGUGGCUGGUGCUGACUCUCUGAAGACCUUAAGCAGCCAUGUGUCCCAGCAGGUGUCAGCCGCCGUGGCUCUGCUCAGCCAGAAAGCCACGAGCCCGGCUCUGUCUCUAGAUGCCUUGAAACAAGCCAAGCUACCUCAUACCAAUGUCCCAUCCACAGCCAGCCCGCUGUCCUCAGGAAUGACACCUUUUACCCUGAAGCCCGACGGGCCUCGGGUACUCCCUAACUUCAUGUCUCGCCUCCCAAGCACCCUGCUACCUCAGACCCCGGGCUCUGUGCUCUUCCAGAGCCCUUUCUCUGCUGUGGCAUUAGACCCGUCCAAGAAAGGGAAAGGGAAGCCACCAAACAUCUCAGCCUCAUCGGUGGAUGGCAAGGCCAAGGACGAGGCCACUCUCAGCAAACACAAGUGUAAGUACUGUGGCAAGGUUUUUGGGACUGAUAGCUCCCUGCAGAUCCACCUCCGCUCCCAUACCGGAGAGAGACCCUACGUGUGCUCUGUCUGUGGUCAUCGCUUCACCACCAAGGGCAACCUCAAGGUGCACUUUCACCGACACCCCCAGGUGAAAGCAAACCCCCAGCUGUUUGCUGAAUUCCAGGACAAGGUGGCUCCAGCCCCCGGCCCCCCCUAUGCACUCUCGCUCCCCAUCAUCCCUGUAGAUGAAGCCAGCCUGUCUAUAGACAGCAAACCCGUUCUUGUUGCAGGGACCCCUUCCAUAGUGUCACCUCGGAAUCUCUCUUCCGGGCCUCACGCCAAGGACCUCAUGGGUGACUCCCUGCCCAACGACCUGCAGCCAGGGCCUUCUCCAGAAAGUGAGGUGGGACCCCCACUACCUGGGAUGGGGCCCAUGCAUAAUCCCCCAAGGGUUGGGGCUUUCCAUGGGAGUGGGACCCCCGAGUCAGGGUCAGAGACGCUGAAGUUGCAACAGCUGGUGGAGAACAUUGACAAGGCUACCACCGACCCCAACGAGUGUCUCAUUUGUCACCGAGUCCUCAGCUGCCAGAGCUCUCUCAAGAUGCAUUACCGUACCCACACCGGGGAGAGGCCAUUCCAGUGUAAGAUCUGUGGCCGGGCCUUCUCCACCAAAGGGAACCUGAAGACACACCUCGGGGUUCACCGAACCAGCACAUCCACAAAGACACAGCAUUCCUGCCCCAUCUGUCACAAGAAGUUUACCAACGCAGUCAUGCUCCAGCAGCACAUUCGGAUGCACAUGGGUGGCCAGAUCCCCAACACACCCCUGCCAGAGAGUCCCUGUGACUUCACAGGUCCAGAGCCCAUCGCUGUCAGCGAGAAUGGCAGCGUUGGUCCCGUCUGCCAGGACGACGUGGUCGAUGUCGACCAAGUCUGCUCCCAGGAGGUCCCCAGUGGCCCCUCGAAGGUCUCUGCACCACAUCCCAGCACCCAUUUGGCAUCACCCACUCUGGGCUUCUCUGUGGUGGCUUCUCUAGAUGUGGCAGGAAAAGGGGGUCCUACCUCUUUGGGCCUGCAGCGGCAGAGCAGCCGAGAGAACGGCUCAGUGGAGAGCGACGGCCUGACUAACGACUCAUCUUCACUCCUGGGGGACCAGGAAUAUCAGAGCCGAAGCCCGGAAGUCAUGGAGACUAUGUCCUUCCAGGCAGUUUCCCCCGCCACUAGCCAAGCAGAAAGUGUCAAGUCUCCAUCUCCCGAGGGGAGCAAGGCCCAGGGUCCUGAGAGCAGCCGCUCUGAGAUGGAAGGUCGCACCAGUCUCCCAUCAACGUUUAUCCGAGCACAGCCUACCUAUGUCAAAGUUGAAGUUCCCGGCACGUUUGUCGGACCCUCCACCAUGUCCCCAGGCAUGACACCUUUGCUAACAGCCCAGCCACGCCGACAGGCCAAGCAACACUGCUGUACACGGUGUGGGAAAAACUUCUCCUCGGCCAGUGCCCUUCAGAUCCACGAGCGGACACAUACGGGAGAGAAACCAUUCGUAUGCAACAUCUGUGGCCGAGCUUUUACCACCAAGGGCAACCUGAAGGUUCACUACAUGACACAUGGUGCCAACAAUAACUCUGCCCGCCGGGGAAGGAAGCUGGCUAUUGAAAACACCAUGGCUCUGUUGAGUGCAGAUGGAAAGAGAGUCUCUGAGAUGUUUCCCAAGGAACUCCUGUCCCCGGCCUCUGUGGGUGUGGACCCUGCUGUGUGGAGCCAGUACACUGGUGUUCUCAAUGGAGGCCUCGCCAUGAAGACCAAUGAGAUCUCGGUGAUCCAGAGCGGGGGCAUCCCCACCCUUCCCGUGUCCCUGGGAGCCAGCUCCGUGGUCAGCAGUUCUACCAUCUCCAAGAUAGACGGUUCCCAAUCAGGCAUCAGUGGUGAUGUGGAAAAGCCGGGAGUACCGGAUGGUGUGUCCAAACACCAGUUCCCUCACUUCCUGGAAGAAAACAAGAUCGCUGUCAGCUAAGAUGGAGGAGAUGCAAGAAGUGGGAUCCUCAUCUCAGUUUUUACCCCAUCUCCUGCUUUAGUUCUCUCUUCCUGGUAUGAAAUGAUGUUUACACCUGUGACCACAGCCUUGGGCAGUCCUACAAUCAUGAUUCUUGCUAUGCUGCUUUGCCAAAAAUGAAAGCCAAAAAAGAGGAAAAUU
Molecule: messenger RNA, 3340 nt
Organism: Nannospalax galili (Upper Galilee mountains blind mole rat)
Lineage: Eukaryota; Metazoa; Chordata; Mammalia; Rodentia; Spalacidae
Gene: Sall4
Product: spalt like transcription factor 4
Exons: 4
Coding region: 17-3160 (1047 amino acids)
Biological process (GO): regulation of transcription by RNA polymerase II
Cellular component (GO): nucleus
Molecular function (GO): RNA polymerase II cis-regulatory region sequence-specific DNA binding; DNA-binding transcription factor activity, RNA polymerase II-specific
Source: RefSeq, a predicted model, not a curated record